UUAGUAGAUUGCGAGCAGCCUGUUAAGAUGAACGCAAAAGAUCAGACUAUUAAAAGAAAAUUAACUAAAACUCGCAAUGACAUAAAACGUAAACUUGCGGCUCUUAAAAGGGGCGAAACCGAGACUUUCAGAUUAGUAGAAGAGACUUAUAAGCCUAUAGUUGACCCAUUGAAGGCACUAGCUAAGCACGAGUUGAAAAAACCAGAAUUAAUUCCAAAAAUUGAAAAAAAAAUUGAAUAUGAAUCAACUCCAAUGCGAGAACAAUUUACAACGCCUCGCCGUGCUGAAAAUACCGCAAUUACUACACCAUCUAAUUUUCCGCCUGAUAUUAGUGAAAUAGCGCUUAACGAAGAAAAAGAAGACAGUGAACCGGAGGAAACUUCGAUUAGCAACUUAUCACAGCAGCUACAUUUUCUAGACGAAUACCAUCAUUUACCUCGUCAAUAUAUCGAACGGUUGAUUAGGGAUACAACAGGAGACACUGAUAACGUUUAUGGUCUUCGAUAUGACCCCGGAUCCAAUGAGUGGGUUAUUGGAGACUCUACAGUAGCGUUUGAAGGUCAAGAUAUUUCCAUAAAAGAUACCCUUUAUACUGGUACUCCAGGGCUAUAUGAAUUGCUUGUAUUGAAGAAGCCAAAAUCAUACUCCUUCAAGGAUCGUCAGUUGUAUAAAGAUAUUUUAUUAGCUACUAACGCAUACAAACGGAACUAUGACCCUCGUCAACAAAUGAUGGGCACCAAGUCAUACAAAUACGUUAAUAUUAUUAAACCGUUACUAUCAGAGCAUUUUGGAGCGGGUAUGAUGAAAGAGGUUAACGAUAAACUAAAGGAGUAUGUGUAUUGGAAUACUCCUCACGAACUAGUCGAACGUCUCAGAUUGUUACACGCAUCGCAAGCGGCCGGUCAUACCGGACACAACAACGAGAUUUUAAGCAUUGAAGAAGAGCUCCGAGAAGAAGGUAUAAUCGCCUAGCCUGAAAAUGAGCGUUGACAAGUUUG
Molecule: messenger RNA, 998 nt
Organism: Photinus pyralis (common eastern firefly)
Lineage: Eukaryota; Metazoa; Arthropoda; Insecta; Coleoptera; Lampyridae
Exons: 1
Coding region: 28-972 (314 amino acids)
Source: RefSeq, a predicted model, not a curated record